UUACUUCAACUUAUGAAACGGAUUAGCUAUCAUUUGCUGAAAAUAUUUUCCGAAUAAUAUUUCUCAUUAAAUUUUGAUUAGCAACACUUGAAAUUACUGAACAAUUCAUUUAAAUUUGCUUACAAGGAAUAAAAUGGAGAAUAGUAAAGAGCAAAAUAUGAGACGGGGAACUCGCCUCAUUCGCACCUCCACUUCGAUCAAAUUCGAUUACAAUGUAGCAACAAUAUUGGAUGAAUGGCGCCGAAUAAAGUUUAUAAGAUAUGAAAAUGAACAAGAAUGGAUGCCAAAAGAAAUGCCGCAUACUACGAAGUAUCGGAAGCAAGUCCAAGGCCUGUAUGCAAAAGUGAAUAAAGAAAUAUAUAAAAUGAAAGGGAAGCAAAGCUUUAUCUCCGAGCAUCUCAGCAUGAUGAGCUCGAUACGCGGUACUAGAGCUAUGGGCGGACUGAAAUUAACCAUCAGCGAUAUCAUGGAUGGGGUACCCAGCAUGACAAUGGUCUUCCGGGAAAACGAGCUUGCUGGUGCUCUAUCAAGUGUGUUACCAAUGCCUUCAAGAAUUUUCAGAUGCAACGAUUAUAUUCAUGUAGUGCUGCGCCCAACUAAUUCUGUAGUGCUUUAUGAACAUAACAGUGAGUCGGUGCGAAAGGGUUCUCCCGAAUCGUCAGAAGUAAUUGACGACAACUUAGUAUAUGAAUAUCUGACAAUGGGAGAGGGACGCUUGCGCGGACGCAGGGAUAGCGAAGCGCAAACGCGCAGUGUAUUGCUUUUGAACGCGGCAGUCGAAACUGGUCAUAUAUAUCAAAGGGACUCCAAUGAUUAUACAUCCAGAUACGAUAUAUAUGACACAAUGCAUACACAUAAACAACACAAAAAACAGAGUAAUCUCGCGAAAUGCCCGACCAAAGGCACAGAAGACUGUCUGAAUGCACUGGCUCACAGUGCGUCCUUUGCCAGAGCUGUAAUGCGUAUCGAACGCGGUUUGUCUAUUAAUUCCCAUAUUAGGGGACAGAUGCAUUAUCGCAAUUUAUUAAAACAGACGGGACUACACAAAAAAGGCAUGUACUCUUAUGACAUCCAAGAGCUCUUCCGUUUCACCCAACCGCCUUUUGAAAGUCUGAAUCAACCAUUUAGGGUGCGUAAAGCAGUUUCGGAUUUAAGUUUUUGCUUCGGCAAUGCCGAUCUGGUUGCCGUCGCUUACGGCAUAUACUCGUAUGCGGUACAAAUACCAGCAACGACUGGCAACGUAUGCGUGUGGAGUAUUAAGAAUGUAUUGCAUCCGGAACGCACGUAUUCCUACAACUCUCCAGUUACGGCAGUGUCUUUCUCGCCUUUCGAUCACUCACUCAUCGCAGUGGGUAUGGCCAAUGGUUGGCUGGAAGUACGCGAUAUAAGCGUAGAAAAUAAUCCACCACUGUUAAUUAUAAAUAAAUCAGCUAUAACAGGCAAUGAUCCCGUUAUUGCAAUUAAAUGGUAUUUGAAGCCCAUUUUUCCAUGUCAAGGUUUUAAGCGUUUCAUAACUCUUUCACGAACUGCAGUGGUUCGUAAAUAUCGUUUUCACAAUGGACCUCAUGUUUUCACCACGGAAUUGACACGUUUGACUCGCGUACGUGGUGACACCGAAGGCUUGUCUUUGCAUAGAGAUGCCCCAGACUUAGAACAACUUUCCGACAGCACCUUGUUCUGCUUCAACUUAACCUUGGAUCCACUGAAUAGAGACUUAUACUACGUACUGACCGAUCAGGGUUGCAUACAUAAUGGUUCAAUGACACUGGAGCACAGUUUCUCGCUGCCAUUACGCACACACAUAUAUGGAUCGGUCAACUGUAUGGAGUUUUCGCCGUGGUCACCGAAAAUAUUCCUUACAUGUGGCAAUGAUUGGUUCGUGCGAGUUUGGAUGCUUGGGGUGACGGAACCACUUCUAGAGCUAACCCAUAAAAUGUUUCCUGUACAUUAUGCCGCCUGGAGCCCCACUCAAUCGACCACAAUAUUUUCACUGACACGGAAAACACUCGACAUAUGGGACAUACGCAAUCCAUUUAGACCGAUCCAAUCCGUGAAUGUGGCCUCGAGUCACAACACCCUGUUCAAGCCCUCACCAAGUGGCACCGCCAUUAUGAUUGGUAAUGAGCAUGGCGAUGUAAUUGUUUGUGGUGUGAGCGAAACCUUUAUUCUGUCCAAAUUUCAAUACGACACGAUGGAGCACGCACUUUAUGCCGGCAUACAGAGCGAGAGUCUUCGCCAGCGGGUAAAAGAAGCUGGAUUUUUCGGUUAUGCCAACAAAAGUAAUCGAAGAAUGUUUCCAGCAGUUUAUGCACGCAUUUAAGAAUCUUUGAAAUUAAUAGAUGUGUUCUAGGGGUGCACAUAAUAUAUAUUAUUUCAAUUUGAAAACUAAAGUCUAGUCUGAGGGGGCCAAAGUCAUUCUGGCGUCAUAGAUCCGACUGUCGUCGAAACAAAAAUAUCUCCUAUUUUAAUAACGCUAAAAAUAAUAAAAAAAUUUAUUUUUGAGAAAUCAA
This is a messenger RNA of Bactrocera oleae (olive fruit fly), 2510 nucleotides long. RefSeq names its product dynein axonemal intermediate chain 1. Gene Ontology annotation, cellular component: axonemal dynein complex. Gene Ontology annotation, molecular function: dynein heavy chain binding; dynein light chain binding. The record is from RefSeq and is a predicted model, not a curated record. Gene Ontology annotation, biological process: cilium movement. Lineage: Eukaryota; Metazoa; Arthropoda; Insecta; Diptera; Tephritidae.